Molecule: messenger RNA, 9696 nt
Organism: Acanthochromis polyacanthus (spiny chromis)
Lineage: Eukaryota; Metazoa; Chordata; Actinopteri; Pomacentridae
Product: ATP-binding cassette sub-family C member 4-like
Exons: 31
Coding region: 168-4103 (1311 amino acids)
Biological process (GO): monoatomic ion transport; transmembrane transport
Cellular component (GO): plasma membrane
Molecular function (GO): ABC-type transporter activity; ATP hydrolysis activity; chloride channel activity
Source: RefSeq, a predicted model, not a curated record
UUUCCGUGCCGCCUGUUACUGUACCUUAGCGAGUACAUAACACACUGUGGGGACUGCUGACCUCCGUGUAGCAUGUGUCUGCCCCCAAGUUACAACACGUAGCGUGGAGCAGCAGGUCUAAAGACAGGGACAGAGGAAGGGAAGCCACCGUGUGAGACCGGGAGACCAUGGAAAAAGUCACUAAAGAUGCUAAGACUAACCCGGCAGCGACGGCGAGCCUUUUGUCCAAGGUGUUUUUCUGGUGGCUCAACCCGUUGUUCACCACUGGGCACAAGCGCCGGCUGGAGGAAGAUGACAUGUACGAAGUGCUGCCGGAGGACAGGUCGGACAGACUGGGGCAGGACCUGCAGAGAUACUGGGAUAUUGAGUUCCAGAAAGCCACCAAAGAGAUGCGGAAGCCGCGACUCACCAAAGCCAUCAUUCAGUGCUACUGGAAAUCAUAUUCAGUGCUGGGAUUGUUUACACUCAUUGAGGAGAUAAUUAAAGUGGUUCAGCCGGUCCUCCUGGGGAAGAUGAUCGAGUACUUUGAGAGUUACGACCCAGAUAACAUAACGGCCUUACAUCAGACCCUGGGCUAUGGAGCUGGGUUGUCCCUCUGCGCCAUCGUCCUGGUGCUGCUCCAUCACCUGUACUUCUUCCAUGUGCAGAGGUCAGGCAUGAAGAUCAGAGUGGCCAUGUGUCACAUGAUCUACAAGAAGGCUCUGUGUCUGAGCAGUUCAGCCAUGGGAAAGACCACCACAGGCCAGAUUGUCAACCUGCUUUCCAAUGAUGUCAACAGGUUUGAUGAUGUGACCAUCUUCCUGCACUUCCUGUGGGUGGGGCCCCUCCAAGCAGCUGUAGUUGUGGGGCUGCUGUGGCUAGAGAUUGGUCCUUCAUGCUUGGCAGGCAUGGUGGUCCUCAUGAUCCUGAUGCCCGCCCAAACCAUGGUUGGAAGACUCUUCUCAAAGUUCAGGAGUCAGACGGCUGUUCACACCGACAGCAGAAUCCGCAUCAUGAACGAAGUGGUGUCUGGAAUCAGGAUCAUCAAGAUGUAUGCCUGGGAGAAACCCUUUGCUGCUCUGGUCUCUGAUGUCAGGAGGAAGGAGAUCUCCAAGAUCAUGAAGAGCUCCUACCUGCGAGGUCUCAACAUGGCCUCCUUUUUCUGUGCCAGCAAGAUCAUCGUCUUUGUCACCUUCACCCUCUACGUCCUUCUGGGACACAAGAUCUCAGCCAGCAGUGUGUUUGUGACGGUGUCGUUGUACACCUCUGUACGACUCACCGUCACACUCUUCUUCCCCAGUGCCAUCGAGAAGCUGUUUGAGUGCCGCGUCAGCAUCCGAAGGAUUCAGGAGUUCUUGCUGCUGGAUGAGAUCACUAAAAGCAGCUCUGAUCUGCCAAAGGAUGAGAAGGACGCAGCCGUGGAGGUCAAGGAUCUGACGUGCUACUGGGAUAAGAGCUUGGAUGCCCCGUCUCUGCAGAACGUCUCCUUCUCUCUGAAGUCAAAUCAGCUGGUGGCUGUAAUUGGACCAGUGGGAGCUGGAAAGUCGUCCCUGCUGAGCUCCAUCCUGGGAGAGCUUCCACCUGAGAAGGGGGUUCUGAAGGUGACAGGCCAGCUGACCUAUGCAGCCCAGCAGCCCUGGGUUUUUCCUGGAAGCAUCCGCAGCAACAUCCUGUUUGGAAAAGAGCUGAACCCCCAGAAGUAUGAAAGAACCAUCAGGGCCUGCGCUCUGAAGAGGGACCUGCAGCUGCUCCCUGAUGGAGACCAGACGCUGAUCGGGGACAGAGGAGCCACGCUGAGUGGAGGACAGAAAGCUCGAGUCAACCUGGCGAGGGCCGUGUAUCAGGAUGCAGACGUCUACCUGCUGGACGACCCUCUGAGUGCCGUCGACGCCGAGGUUGGAAGACACCUCUUUGAACAGUGCAUCUGUGGCCUCCUGAAGGACAAACCUCGUAUCUUGGUCACCCACCAGCUGCAGUACCUGAAGGCAGCAGACCAGAUUGUUGUCCUCAAGGAGGGUCACAUGGUGGAAAAGGGAACGUACACGGAGCUGCAGCAGUCUGGGGUGGACUUCACCUCCCUGCUGAAGAAGGACGAGGAGGACGAGCAGCAGCAGCCGGCCCAGGACGUCCCAGCCAGGAGCAGAACCCUGUCCCAGAAUUCUGUGCUCUCCCAGACCUCCUCCCUCUUGUUCUCGUUUUCCUCGCAGGCGGAGACGGUGCAGACGUUGGCAGAGGAGAGUCGAGCUCAGGGAACCAUUGGAGUGAAGCUGUACGUCAAAUACCUGAGAGCUGGAGCCAGCAUCCUGACUCUGCUGGUCGUCAUUCUGAUCAACCUGCUGGCUCAGGUAGCGUACAUCAUGCAGGACUGGUGGCUGGCCUACUGGGCUGAUGAGCAGGAAAGGCUCGAUGCUCUGAACUCCACCGUCACAAACGCCACCCUGGACAGAGAUUUCUACCUGGGGAUCUACGCAGGUCUGACCGGAGCCACCAUCAUCUUUGGCUUCAUGAGGAAUCUGGUUCUGUUCAACGUGCUGGUGAGGUGUGCUCAGUCGCUGCACAACGGCAUGUUCAAGACCAUCCUCAGAACGCCCGUACGCUUCUUUGACAUCAACCCCAUCGGAAGGAUCUUAAACAGGUUUUCUAAGGACAUCGGCCAGCUGGACUCCAACAUGCCGUGGACUUUUGUGGACUUCAUUCAGUUGUUCCUGCAGGUUCUUGGGGUCAUUGCUGUUGCAGCGUCGGUGAUCCCGUGGAUCCUCAUCGCCGUGGUUCCUCUUCUCAUCGUCUUCGUCUUCUUGCGUCGUUACUUCCUGCAGACCUCCAGAAACAUCAAACGCCUCGAGUCCACCACUCGGAGUCCCGUCUUCUCCCACCUGUCCUCGUCUCUUCAGGGCCUGUGGACGAUCCGAGCCUUCGGGGCUGAGGAGAGAUUCCAGAAAGCGUUUGACGCCCACCAGGAUCUGCACUCAGAAGCGUGGUUUCUCUUCCUGACGACUUCUCGCUGGUUCGCCGUCCGCCUCGAUUUCAUCUGCGCCGUUUUCGUCACCGUGACCACUUUUGGCUGUGUGCUGCUCCGAGAACAGCUGGACGCCGGCUCCGUUGGUUUGGCUCUGAGCUACGCCGUCACUCUGACCGGCAUGUUUCAGUGGGGCGUCCGGCAGAGCGCAGAGGUGGAGAACAUGAUGACCUCAGUGGAGCGGGUGGUAGAGUACUCUGAACUGGAGAGUGAAGCACCCUGGGAAACCCACAGGCGUCCUCCCCCGAACUGGCCCAGUAAAGGCCUGGUGACGUUUGACCAGGUCAGCUUCUCCUACAGUCCUGACGGACCGACGGUGCUGCACAACAUGAGCGCCGUGUUCCGGCCCAAAGAGAAGGUCGGUAUUGUGGGAAGAACGGGUGCUGGGAAAAGCUCUCUGGUCUCGGCUCUGUUCCGCCUGGCAGAACCUCAGGGGAAGAUCUCCAUCGACGGCAUCGUGACCUCAGAGAUCGGCCUCCACGACCUGCGUCAGAAGAUGUCUAUUAUCCCUCAGGAUCCGGUUCUGUUUACAGGCUCCAUGAGGAAGAACCUGGACCCCUUCAACCAGCACACGGAUGAAGAACUGUGGAACGCUCUGCAGGAGGUGCAGCUGAAGUCUGUUGUGGAGGAGCUGCCCGGGAAGCUGGAGACGGUUCUGGCCGAGUCGGGCUCCAACUUCAGCGUGGGCCAGAGGCAGCUGGUGUGUUUGGCCAGAGCCAUCCUGAGGAAGAACCGCGUCCUCAUCAUCGACGAGGCCACGGCCAACGUGGACCCCAGGACCGACGAGCUGAUCCAGAAAACGAUCCGGGACAAGUUCAGAGAAUGCACCGUUCUCACCAUCGCUCACCGCCUCAACACCAUCAUAGACAGCGACCGCAUUCUGGUUCUGGAUGCCGGGGAGAUCCACGCCUACGACGAGCCUUACAGCCUGCUUCAACAUCCAGACGGCAUCUUUUAUAAGAUGGUCCAGCAGACGGGCAAACAGGAAGCUGCAGCUCUGCAGCUGGCAGCUAAGCAGGUUUACACCAGCCGAAGCCGUGCUAACGUUCCAAACGGACACGCAGAAACGGCAGACGGGAACAUGGUGAUCUUUGAGACGGCUCUGUGAGCUGAACAAGAGUCUGCUGUAAGAAGCCUCAGGGUGGCUGGCGGGCUCGUCCACCAGACAGACGGUGAGGAGACAGAACUCAGGACCUACAGAGUAGAGCUGUACUGAACGAUUAUUUUUUUAAUCGAUUAAUCUAGCGACUAAUUUUUCGAUUAACCUAUCGACUAAUUUCACGAUUAAGCUAACGAUUAUUUUUCAAUUUCCCGAUUAAUAAUAGCUUAUUUCCACCCAAAUGUUCCCCAAAUAAAUAUCAAAAAAAUUUCAAAUAUUUUCUUAAAUUUUGUAAUCUUAAAAUAUAAAUCAAGGCUUAUGCACAGCAAUUCCAUGUAGAAUCAAAUACAUAUAAAAAUAAAUUCUCAUUUACACUAAAUUUAAAAAUAAAAAAAAUAUUGGCUAUGGGAAAAUGAAACACAAAAGCACUGUGCAAAAUGAAUCAAAUAUCAAAAACCUCAAGGCGGGGGUGGCGGCAGUUACACUCACAGACGCAGCAGCAGUAGAACACAAACAGAGCAGGAGGGAGAGAGAGAAAGAGAGCCAGGGGCAACAAAACCAGACAUCGAUAGAAAGGUAAAGAAAAUGAGUGACACCAGGAAAACCAGUAAAAUCUGGAACCAUUUCAAUUUGAUUGAUAAUACAAAGGCAGAGUGUAGAGUCUGCAAGAAAAGAGCCGGCUCCACAAAGAACCUCCACAGGCACCUGAGAACUGUCCACCCAUCAGUGCAAUGGUUGAAUGUGGUAUUAAUGAAGGUGCCAGUGUGUCUACUGCUACUGCUUCUGCUGCAGUAUCUACAGCAUCAUGUAGUAUGCCACCACAACCACCUGAACCUCCGAUCCAGAGCUCUGUGACACAGUUUUUGCAGAAGUCUAUGACCAAGACAGAACUCAAUUGAUGAAGAACUGGCAAAAAUGACUGUCCUUGAUUUUCAACCAUUUUCAGUUGUGGAUGAUAAAGGAUUCUGGAAAUUUGUUCAUGCACUAAAUCCAAUGUAUGCAAUUCCAAGCAGGAAAACGCUUUCCCAAAAAUCAUCCCAGGCCUGUAUGACACAGAACAUACAUUACUGCAAGAGAGGGUUAAAAAAGCCACAGCAGUGUGUCUAAUAACUGACAGCUGGACAUCCCAAACCAAUACAUCCUUCUUGUCAGUUACGUGUCACUUUAUUGAAAAUUUUAAAAUGGUGUUCAGUCUUCUGGAUUGUUUUGAGUUCAGCGACAGACACACUGCUGAGAACUGAGCAGAAGAGCUGCUCAAAGUGGCAAAAGAGUGGGAUGUGGAAAACAAAAUGGCUUGCAGUGUUUUGUGUUGUUUCACUUUAAAUUUGUUUAACCUUUUAAGCUGCAGUCAAUUCCAGCCAUUUUCAGUACAAAAAAUCGCUAAUAUUUUAUUUGUAAAUAAAAAUAUGAUGAGGAAUACAGGGAAUAUUGGACGCGCAUCGCGAGGUGCAUUUCCUUGAAAACGACCGAUUCGUGGAUUAUAUACCGACUUCAGGACAUGUUUUGGACAAAAUAUUUUACUGGCUUGUUUCGUCUGGAUGUCCAAGGUUGGAUUAUGGCCGUUUUUUGUGGAAUAUUUUCAUCUGUGUGUAAUAAUGAACCCGCAAAUGUGAGUCGCGCUGUGUGCGUUGAAGCCGUGUACAGAGAACGGAUGGAUGGAUAUUCGUUGUUUGUCGGACAAAUGUGUUUUUCUCACCCGCUGUGGUAAUCACAUCUGAAAGUGGUUUAUACCGGCGGAUUCAUGAGAAUCUAAGCUUUCCAUCGGCGUAUAGUGUUUGUAUAAUCGUGUUUGCAGCCUUCGGACAUUCUUGAAAUUCCUAUGCAAAUUAGUAGGUGUACCGCCGGCGGUACACUGAAGCUUAACGGGUUAAAAGGAAAAAGCUGAAUAUUUGAAUAGUUGUAAAUUGAGUUGUAAAUUGUUGUUCUUUGUAUUUUCUAAUUUAUUUUUUUAAUUUUUGUGGAGUGAAUAAAAAAGCAUAUUUAUAUAAUACAUGUAUAUAAAUUUUAAAAAAACAGGCUUUUACAUGAGUAAUUCAGUUUGUGCAUAAUUUCAUAUUGUUGUUGAUAAUAAAUUAAUUAAAACAACAAAACAACCCGAAGAACCGCUUGGGAGCCGAAAGAGCCGGCUCUUUUUACUGAGCCGAGCCAAAAGAGCCGGCUCUCUAAAAAGAGCCGGAUUUCCCAUCACUAAUUUCUAUUCUGCACAGAGUGCAAAUGACAACAUUACUGUAUUUGCUGCUGCGCUUGUAGUAGUCCCAUGCUUUAGAUGAGCGAGGGUGAGCUCGCUUACUGUCUUUUUCGGGCUGAUUUGUUGCCUCCUCCAUCCUAACCGGUCUCCUGAGUGCACGCGUGUGUGAGUAGCCAUCAUAUAUGUUUUGAUAGCAACGUGUCGACAUAUUUACAUAAUCGAUGACGUCGACUACGUCGAUGCGUUGCCUCAGCACUACUACAGAGGCUGCAGCGUUGGUGAACGUCUGAACCAAACAGUCCAACGCCGUUUGUUGGAGCUGUCAGACCUGAGAAAUCACUGCUGUACAAACUGUUGAUGCAGACCAAUAUUUAUUAUCUGCUGCUUCAUAUUUAUCACGCUGAAUUGCUUUCAAACGGCCGCGUAAUCCUUCAAAACGAAGUGCCUUAUUUCAAGUUUGGGUAAAUGUAACUGUUCAAAGAAUAUCUGAGUCCAGGUAGCAGAGAAUCAAAGACUGGAUCUGCCCGAGGAUGCUGCUUAAUCAGACGCAGCAUUUUGGUUUCUUUUCGUCAUUCAGACGUACCGACCACUGUGAUGUCGCUAAACUUUAACCUUCAGCUUAGAGGAACAUCAGUGCUCUGACUGAAGGAACAUGAGCCGAUGUUCAUCCACACCUGAAGACACAUUUCACUGCAGCUGCACUUUUCUUUCUUUCAGUGACAAUCUGUUCUCAACACUAAUGUCUUUGCCUUAAACUAAUCUAGACACACAUGUACCAGACCUCAGAAACGGUCUGAAAAGGAGAUUCUACUGUAGAAGCCGUGGUCCUUGCACUUCCACUCCACUGAUUUAAGAGUUUACAGGGAGGAGGAAAUCUGAAGAGCUGCUACAGAGGAUGUGGAGUUCAUUUCAUUUCAUUUCAUUUCAUUUUUAUUUGAGCAAUUAACAUUUCGUUAGCACAGUACUGUUCUCUUACAUUGAGGUAAUAUGCUCAAAAGGAGUAGGCCGAAGCGAGAUCGCUUAUAAGCGCCUACCCCUCAUUACAAUUAUUGUUUACCAUGCAUUCAUUGUCCAUUUCUUCAUUGUUAGCAUCUGACAGUUUUUCAAACGCAAUAAACAAAAAUAAUAAUAAUAAUGAUAACAAUGAUAACAGCAGAAUCACAUAUAAAUAUGCAUAAGUUCAGCUGCAAACUUUUCUUGUGUAGAAUAACAGUUUCAUUAAUUAUUUAUAAAUCUUAAUCACUCUAUCAUUUUACAAAACAAGUGUGAUAUAGGCAAUUUAUGUUUUAAUAGUUUCGAUAACAAUAAUAUUUUUACCACUGAUGUAUUUUAAACAAAUACAUAUUACCAAACAAAAUCAAAACUUAUUCACUUAUAGUUUUAAAGGAGAAAAAAAGAAAAACAACAAAAUAGCAAAAAGAAAAAAAUGUAUAUAUUUAAAUAAAUCAAAAAUCGGCAUCAUAUCGUUUUAACAAUAACAUUUUAACUCUUUUCUUAAAAAUGUGAAGGGAUUUGGAUAAUUUAAUUUCAUCUUCUAGUUUGUUCCAUAAAUUGACUCCUUGCACAGAAAUACAUCUUUCUUUUAAUUUUGUCCUAAACUCUGGUUUAACAAAAGUUUCCUUUCCCCGUAAGUCAUAUGUACGUACACGUUUUUAAAAUGAUUUUGCAAAUUAACCGGUAGUAAUUUUUGUGUGCUUUGUACAUAGUCCUAAGGAUGUUAAAAUCUACCAAUUCGCUAAAUUUUAAUGUUUGUAGUUGUUUAAAGAUUGGAUUUGUGUGGUCUCUAUAUGCAUUGCCAUUUAUGACACGAAUGGCACGUUUCUGUAGUAGAAAAAUUGAUUCAACAUAGGUUUUACAUGCAUUUCCCCAUACUUCAAUGCAGUAGGUCAAAUAUGGAACAAUUAGUGAAUUAUACAAUAAUAAUAAAGCUCUCUUGUUUAUACAUCCUUUGACCUUUUGUAACACUGCAAUAGUUUGUGAUACCUUUGUUUUAAGAUGUUCUAUGUGGGAUUUCCAGGUCAACUUUUCAUCUAUCAGAAUACCUAAAAACAUAAUCUCAUGUGUCCUUUCUAUCUUAGAUCCUUGUAUAAACAAUGCCAUGUCAGUAUCUACUUUUUUACAACUAAAGAUCAUAAAUUUAGUCUUACUUAUAUUUAGAGAUAAUUUGUUAGCAUUGAACCAUGUGAUAAUUUUCAAAAAUUCAUUUUGUACUGUUUGUAACACUUUGCUCAAAUCGUUCCCAGAGUAAAAUAAAGUUGUAUCAUCUGCAAACAAGAUACACUUAAGUAAACUAGAAACAGAAACAAUAUCAUCUAUGUAAAGUAAGAAAAGUACUGGUCCAAGGACCGAUCCUUGCGGAACCCCGCAAAUUAUUUUAUGGCGUUCAGAUUUUGCAUUUUUGAUUUGAACAUACUGACUUCUGUCUUUUAGGUAACUCGUAACCCAUUGGUGAGCUACACCUCUGAUACCAUACUUAUAUAGUUUUUGCAAUAGUAUUUGAUGGUUCAGGGUAUCAAAUGCUUUUUGAAGAUCGACAAAAAUGCUAAUAAGGUAAUGCUGUUUAUCCAUGACGGUGGCAACUUCUUCAGCCAGUUCCAUAAUUGCGGUAGCUGUUGAAUGACCAUGACGAAACCCAUAUUGAGAGUUGCCUAAAAUGUUAUAUUUUUCAAUGAAUCUAUUCAACCUUUUUACAAAGAGUUUUUCUAAAAUUUUAGAGAACUGUGGAAGCAAAGAAAUGGGCCUAUAAUUUGAGAAUUCAUGUUUGUUUCCUUUUUAAAAAAUGGUAUAACUUUGGCUAUUUUCAUUUGAUCCGGAAAUAUCCCCUGAGUAAAUGAUAAAUUACAGAUAUAUGUAAAUGGUUCUAUGAUGACAUCAAUGAUCUGUUUCAUUAAUACCAUAUUCAUGUCAGUAUAAUCAGUUGAUUUUUUGUUUGUAAAAUUGUGAACAAUAGUCAGAAUUUCGCCUGGACAAAUGUUAUCUAAAAAAAUACUGUUUAAAUUGUCUGAUAUGUUUCUAGUGUUAAAAUCUACAUCAGAAAUAUUUUCUGUUAAACUAGGGCCAAUGGACACAAAGUAACGAUUAAAUUCAUUUACAAUUUCUUCCUCCCCCAAGAUGUCAACAUUAUUUUUUAUAAAACAAUUAGGUAUAUUUAAAUCGGUCUUUCCUUUGUGCAUAACUGUAUUUAGUACACCCCACGUGAUUUUAGUAUCAUUUUUAUUUGCAUCCAAUAAGUUAGUAUAGUAGUCUUGUUUUUGCCUUUUUAUAAUUGACACAAGUUUAUUUUUAUAUUUUUUAUACCUUUCCUCAGCAUCUUUAGUUUGUUGAAUGACUUUGAUCUGUUCACACUUGUUGUAUUAACUGCAAAUUUGUACAUUUGUUUUUGUCAAAUUCUGCAUAAAAGAUGCAUUAAAAACA